Messenger RNA from Urocitellus parryii (Arctic ground squirrel), 3131 nucleotides. It is a transcript of the gene Qtman, whose product is annotated as queuosine-tRNA mannosyltransferase. Lineage: Eukaryota; Metazoa; Chordata; Mammalia; Rodentia; Sciuridae. The record is from RefSeq and is a predicted model, not a curated record. Gene Ontology annotation, molecular function: glycosyltransferase activity.
GCCGCGCCGGUGGCCAGGAGGGAGAGACAAGGAGGAGGAGGUUUGAAUGGUCCAAUGAGUAUUCUUAUCAUUGAGGCAUUCUAUGGAGGCUCCCAUAAACAGCUGGUGGAUCUGCUCCAGGAAGAGCUACAGGACUGUGUUCUUUAUACCCUUCCUGCAAAGAAAUGGCAUUGGAGAGCAAGGACAGCAGCUUUGUACUUCUCUCAGAACAUUCCUGUCAGUGAGCAUUACAGGAUCCUCUUUGCAAGCUCAGUACUUAACCUGACGGAACUGACUGCCCUUCGGCCUGACCUUGGGAAAUUGAAAAAGAUUCUGUACUUCCAUGAGAACCAAUUGGUAUAUCCCGUCAAGAAAUGUCAAGAGAGGGAUUUUCAAUAUGGUUACAACCAAAUUCUUUCAUGCCUGGUGGCUGAUGUGGUGGUAUUCAACUCAGUUUUUAAUAUGGAGUCAUUUCUCACUUCCAUUGGAAAAUUUAUGAAGCUGAUUCCUGAUCACAGACCCAAGGAUCUGGAAAGCAUCAUCAGACCCAAGUGCCAAGUUAUUUACUUUCCCAUCAGAUUUCCUGAUGUGAGCAGAUUCAUGCCCAAGCACAAAAUAACCCAUUUAAAGAGGAUGCUCAGCCUUAAAGGAAAUGGCGGUUCUGCUCCAUCCAUGGCCUGUCCUUCCCAACAGGAGCAAGGAGAUUCUGAGAAUUUGCUGGAGAAUUUUAAUUCAGAGUAUAAUGAACACUUUGACUUUGAUACUGUACAAGAAAACCUGGAUGACUCAUCGAUGCAAGAGCCAGACUUGAGACAAUCCAACUGGUCUGAUGAUUCAAGCUCUCAUUGUGGGGAAAAUGAACAAAAUCUGACUCUUAAUACCUGUGACACUCUGCGAGGAAUUGAUGAUCAGCAGAGACCACUCCACAUUGUUUGGCCUCAUAGAUGGGAGCAUGACAAAAAUCCAGAGAGUUUUUUUAAGGUAUUAAUGCAUCUAAAGGACUUAGGACUCAAUUUCCAUAUCUCUGUCCUUGGAGAAACCUUUACGGACGUCCCAGAUAUAUUUUCAGAGGCCAAAAAGGCAUUGGGACCUUCGAUCUUACACUGGGGCUACUUACCCUGCAAAGAUGACUAUUUCCGAGUACUGUGCAUGGCUGAUGUUGUCAUCUCAACAGCUAAGCAUGAAUUCUUUGGAGUGGCAAUGUUGGAAGCUGUUUAUUGUGGUURUUACCCCCUUUGUCCCAAAGAUUUGGUUUAUCCUGAAAUUUUUCCAGCUGAAUAUCUGUAUUCUACACCUGAACAGCUUUCAAAAAGGCUCCAGAAUUUCUGCAAGAGACCAGAUAUUAUAAGAAAACAUCUCUAUAAGGGUGAAAUGGCUCCGUUUUCUUGGGCAGCCCUACAUGGUAAAUUCAGGUCUCUGCUUACAACAGAACCUAGGGAAGAUUUGUGACAGAUGGGGCUAAGUCACAAACUUGCAGCCUAAGGCAGAAUCUGAAGAACUUUCCAGAGUGUGCCCAUAUUUACCUGAUCAGAGAGAAAAGAAAAUCUGCAGAGGAAGCUGAGCCUGGCUGCUUGUCAUAGCUGACACAGAGCCAUCUGCCACAAACCUGUGGCGGCUUCAGAUCUCCAAUCCCUGCCACCACCCCAACUCAAAUUAAAUACAGAUUCCUAGAGACGUUAUGAUGGUUACACAUGUCCUCGGCAUCACAUGUAGGAGACUGUUCAAAAAAAAUAUGUGGCCUGUUGUAUAACCGCACUCAUGUAUCCCAUAUGUGGUGCCACAUUGAAUUUCCGGUUGAAUCCGUUUUUAUCCUUUGUACUGGAUGACAUGGUGCCUGAAUUCUUUCUUUUCGCCGACACGAUGGCAGCCAAACUGCAGCUUCAAACGCUCACACUUGGCUGAGUUUCUACCUAGGUUGCCAGGUUAUCAUCGGAGCCUUCUUGUGUCCUCAAAGGGCCACAGGGCCUGAAAGGAAGAUCAGAAUACUACCGGACUAAUUGGGCAGCCGUCUUAGAAUUGUUUGUGGGCAAAGGGCUGCUUUAGCACUUUUCUUUUAGCAAAUUAAUGACUCUCUGGCACAGGAGUUUUUAAGUGAAGGUAUUAAUAAGGAGUCUGGCAGGUAUUCCCAUGUUCACAGAGUUACAUUUGCAUUUAAUUAAUCUUAAAGAAAGUUGCAAGAUAAACAGCUGUAAUUCGGACAAACAUGGCAAAUACAGUCAGUGGAUCCACCUCACCCAUAAAAUGAAUACCGAGAUACUUAAUUUUUUUUUUCCAGGAGUAAAAAUAGAGAAAUGAAAAUACUUCUAACAAAACCAGUGAUUUUGAUACAAAUAUUCUCCAAAAAUAUUUUUAGCUAGCUACAAAUGUAAUUUUUUCAAGAUAAAUCGCUUAUGAUUCCAAUAGUCAAGCUGCUGUAUUUGUUGAUGUAAAAAUGUUUUGAAUGACUAGAUUGUAAAAUAAAUUUUUUAAUAAAGUGCCCACUGCAAUUUUUAAUUAGCAUAUUCAUUUACGUAUAAGUGUGUGCAUCUAUCUGUAUGUUUCUCUCGCUGAACAUUUUCCUAGUGUCAGAGACAACGAAUACAAUUGUUUCUUUUCCGGAUGAACAAGGAUCUGUUUUGCAAAUGUUUGUAAGAUAUUAUGACAUUUCCAAGAUUUUCUUUGCAUUCUGGAAAGCAGGAGGUAAACAUUUGUAGUCAUUAAGGUAAAGUCUGUUGAUAAACCAUCUUCUGUUUACUGACAGGUAAAUUGUAAUUUUCCUAGCUUUUGAAAUGAAUAACUUCUAUACACCAAAUAGUGAAUAGCAGCCAGGGAGAAGUGGCUAGACAAGGGCCAAGCCUGGCUUUCUGGUUUCUAAAAGGUCUGAGAAGUCUUGUAAGCAAUGGCACAGAAAUCCAAUAGGGCCCGUUUGACAGGUAGCAAAAUCAACAGCAGGAAAUAGAUCUAGGUUAGGGAGCCACACGCAGCCUUCAGGAGAGAGGCAGACCUGCAAAUCAAAGAAAGCAGAAGUGAGAGUCCAUGAGGCUGGAAUCUUCAAAACAGCAAGAAUAAGAAGCAGAAACAACAAACUCUGUCUUUAAACAGAGACUCCUCUCCCCAUCCAGUAUGUGGUCCACAGUAUAUGAUGGGCCACUAUACCACUGGCUUCUAGUCCU